GUACAUUAUUUGUUGUUGUUUUAGUAGAAGAGGGCCAGUCGACAACUUCAACAUAGUAGGCGAUUUUUAUAAUACAAACUAUAGAGUUUUGAAAAUCAAUAUUUUAAUUGCGCUGAUUCGGCUAUCUGAUAUUGGUCCAAGUGGGGAAGACGGGCGUUGUACUUCACUUCUUCCUGAAUCCAUCAGAACCCAUCCAAGAUGUCUAGCCAGUAUCAGCGAAGUGUUCCACUGGAGGUCAGGAGAGCGGAAGGGGAAAGAGUCCGCGCCAAACAUCCGGAUAAAAUCCCGAUAAUUGUGGAGAGAGCUGCAAGGUCACGAGCUCCUGAGCUUGACAAAAAGAAAUACCUUGUUCCUUCAGACCUCACAGUCGGUCAGCUCUGCUUCCUGAUCAGACAGCGGGUGUCUAUGAGACCAGAAGAAGCGCUCUUCUUUUUCGUUAAAAAUUCCCUCCCUCCAUCCAGUUCCCCCCUGUCUGCAGUGUAUGAGGAACAUCACGAGGAAGACCUGUUCCUGUACAUGACAUACAGUAAUGAAAGUGUUUACGGUGCCUGAGACGAAGGAUGAAUAGACCGAAGAGAAGAGAUUGAGAAAGAGAGAGAAAGAUGAUACAUUAUUUACCACUAUUAUCCCAUGUUCAAUACAUGGUACCUACAUGAGGCAUUGCUCAUUGUGGGGACUAAAGGGUGCUGUUUGUAUUUAUCAGUAUAAUCAGGUUAUUCAUUAAACAAAUUAUUCCCAGUAAAGCAUUGGGACUUUAGACCUAAGAGACACUAAAGAGAAAAUGGAAGGUCAAAAACAAAAAUAGAAAUACAUUUCAAAAACAGUAGUACAGUAAGCAAGUAUUAAUUUCGUCUUUCUCUCCCAGGAGCGCAUCAUUUGUAUUUAAUGCAAAUAGGUUUUUGUUCUUGUUUUUCUUUUUUGUAAAGUAUUAUCAAUAACUUUGUGCAUAUAAUAAAAAUCUUUCAAAUGUU
Labeo rohita (rohu) is the source of this 971-nucleotide messenger RNA. RefSeq lists its product as uncharacterized. The record is from RefSeq and is a predicted model, not a curated record. Bases 199 to 552 code for a protein of 117 amino acids. The transcript is spliced from 5 exons. Gene Ontology annotation, cellular component: autophagosome membrane; cytosol; autophagosome. Gene Ontology annotation, biological process: cellular response to nitrogen starvation; autophagosome assembly; autophagy of mitochondrion. Lineage: Eukaryota; Metazoa; Chordata; Actinopteri; Cypriniformes; Cyprinidae. Gene Ontology annotation, molecular function: GABA receptor binding; ubiquitin protein ligase binding.